Molecule: messenger RNA, 1667 nt
Organism: Cuscuta epithymum
Lineage: Eukaryota; Viridiplantae; Streptophyta; Magnoliopsida; Solanales; Convolvulaceae
Source: the annotation of a GenBank genome assembly
CAAACUUGGAAGGGAGUAGUAUUUUAUUUAAUUCAAAUCUAAAAAAUAACAUUGCGAUCGUUAUUUUCGUUGUCUGCUCUCUGCUCGUGUUAUCGCUUCCUCCGCGACCUCUACUCUGCCAUUCAGACCUUGAGCGUCGGUAUGGCGAAGGCCAUAAUUGCGCCGUCGAUGCUGUCAUCGGACUUCGCCAAUUUGUCCACUGAAGCCCAAAAGAUGCUCCGCUGUGGCGCCGAUUGGCUCCAUAUGGACAUCAUGGUACUUCCAUUUUUUUACUUCUCCUACUUUAAGAUUAGAGUCACAAAUCUCCCUUGCUUUGUUUUGUAGUCCUUCGGUUGGUUUAGCUAAAAAUUACGAUUAAAUGUUCAGUUGCUCUGAUUUCAAUCUCAAAUUUUAAGUUCACUUAUUCUUGUUUAGGUUUAGCCCCAAAUUUGAACCUUUUAGAUGUCUUGUCUUUUUCUUUGUAUGAAUGACUAAAAUAUGAGGGGUGAAAAUAAGUGAAAGAAGGUAAGAGACAAUUUAAAAACGGUGAUAAAUUUGUUAGAUGAGAUGAAAGAAAUGAGCAGUGGAGUUGGGUGCAUACAACUAGGAGAAACGAAAAUUUCCCUUUCCUUUUUUAUCCCCAUUUUCUGCCCUUCCAAAAAUGGCAUGCGUAUUACAUUAGAAGUUGCAGCUUUGUGCUUUUAUCAUUUACUUAAUCCCUAAGCUGUUUUCUGACGAACUUUAUACUCAUGCUGGGCUAAAAUUUUCUCUGUACGAUUGCAGGACGGGUAGGUCGAAUUUAUGGUGUGGCAUACCUAUUCUUACACAUGUCUUAUGGGGAACAUGUAUCAAUUAAUAAAAGCAACUCAAGUGAUUACCUUCAUGCAAAAUGUGACCGCAAUUACUUUGUUGUGUUCUUUUGUUGCAGUCACUUUGUACCAAAUCUAACAAUUGGUGCUCCAGUUAUUGAGAGCUUGAGAAAGCACACAGAUGCAUAUUUAGAUUGCCAUCUCAUGGUGACAAAUCCUCUGGAUUAUGUUGAACCAUUAGGAAAAGCUGGUGCUUCAGGUUUUACAUUCCAUGUUGAGGCAUCAAAGGAUAAUUGGCAGGAAAUUGUCCAAAGGAUAAAAUCAAAUGGCAUGAAACCUGGUGUUUCAUUGAAGCCCGGUACUCCAAUUGAAGAAGUCUUUCCGCUGCUUGAAGGUGAAAACUCAGUUGAAUUAGUUCUUGUGAUGACUGUUGAACCUGGAUUCGGAGGACAGAAGUUUAUGCCUGAAAUGAUGCAUAAGGUACGUGAACUAAGAAAAAGGUACCCAACCGUCGACAUUGAGGUGGAUGGUGGUUUAGGAGCUUCAACAAUUGAAAUGGCUGCUUCAGCUGGAGCAAACUGCAUUGUUGCUGGAAGUUCUGUUUUUGGUGCUUCUGACCCAGCUCAUGUCAUAUCACUAUUGCGUCACCGCGUAGAGGCAGCCCAGAAUGGCAACACUGGGUUCUGAUUCACCCAAAACAACCUCUCUGUAUUGUGAUUAAAAUUGAAUUCCCAUAGAUAUUUAUCACAGAAUAAUAAAUAAGAGUACUCAGUUACUGGAUUACAUCCUUAAUGUGAUAUUGUCAAACCAGCACUAAAUAUUACUCCCUAAAUUUUCUUUCCUGUCCGAAUUUACCAUACACCGUAAUACCGAAAAUCC